AUGGUUUCCGCAAUUGACCCUCAGACCGUGCUGAGGAAUUCAAGGGCCUCUGCGUACCCUUGGGUGGUUCAGAAGUUUGGCGGGACGAGCGUGGGCAAGUUCCCCGACAAGAUUGCUAGAGAUAUUGUCCGCGACUACCUUUAUCGGAAUAGAGUCAUUGUGGUAUGUUCGGCGAGGAGCAUUGGAAAGAAGGCUGAAGGCACAACGAGCAGGCUAUUAGUAGUAUUUGAGAAGCUAGAAGCUAUCAGUGCUGCGCCCUGCCAAGAGGAAAUCCAAAAUGCCCUCCUCGACGAAGCCAAAGACCUCAUUCACGCCAUCUGCGUCGAUCAUAGGGUGGCAGCCCAGACUUUUGUGAGGGAUGAACUAUUAAGAGCAGAUCUGUGCAGGCAGGUCGAGGAUGAAUGUGACGAACUAGUUGAGUAUAUCGUGGCUGCGAAACGCUUCAAUCUCGAGGCGAACUCGCGGUCGAAGGACAGAAUCGUCAGCAUUGGCGAGAAGUUGAGCUGCAAGUUCAUGACUACCUUGCUCAAGGAUACGGGAGUGGACGCCGAGUAUGUAGAUCUCAGCGAUGCCUUCCGUUUCCCCCCCUCCAGCCGCAUCGACACCGCCUUCUACAAGGCCGUCACGGCUGCGCUAAAAGAACGCCUCUCGGACUGCGGGGAAAAGGUCCCCGUGGUAACGGGCUUCUUCGGAAAUGUGCCGGGGAGCCUCAUCGACGGAGACAUCGGCCGCGGGUAUACCGACCUUUGCUCGGCUCUUUGCGCCGUUGCCACCAAGGCCGAUGAGCUUCAAGUGUGGAAAGAAGUCGACGGCAUUUUCACGGCCGACCCCACCAAAGUACCGACCGCGCGCCUGCUUCCAAGCAUCACCCCCUCCGAAGCCGCCGAACUCACCUUUUACGGUUCCGAAGUCAUCCACCACCUCACCAUGGACCAAGUCAUGCACGCCACGCCUCCCAUCCCCAUUAGGAUCAAGAACGUCAAAAACGCUAGGGGCUCCGGUACCAUAGUCAUUCCCGAUAUCGUCAAAUCCCCGAGCCAGUCAAUACAGCGACAGAAUGGCUACAGGCCAUCUUACCCCGCCAAGGGAAAGACGCCAAAGAGGCCCACCGCCGUUACUAUCAAGGACAAAAUCUCCGUCAUCAACGUGUACUCGAAUAAGAGAUCUCUAUCCCAUGGCUUCUACGCGAGCGUAUUCUCCAUCCUGCACUUCCACAACAUAUCCGUCGAUCUCAUCUCUACGAGUGAGGUCCACGUGUCCAUGGCUAUCCACUUGGGCAGCAGCGAGAGCAAGGCGUUCCUACAGGCCACGGAAGAGCUUGGCGAGAUCGGCGAUGUUAGUGUCAGGCAUAGCAUGGCUAUUCUUAGCCUUGUGGGUGCUGAUAUGAAGAAUAUGGUCGGUAUUGCUGGGAAAAUGUUCUCGACUCUUGGUGAACACAACGUAAACAUUGAAAUGAUCUCACAAGGUGCGAGCGAGAUUAACAUAUCCUGCGUCAUCGAGGCCAGGGACGCCACGAGGGCAAUGAAUGUCCUUCACACUCAUCUUUUCACCUUUCUUGAAUAG
Scedosporium apiospermum is the source of this 1563-nucleotide messenger RNA. RefSeq lists its product as uncharacterized. The coding region runs from base 1 to 1563 and encodes 520 amino acids. The transcript has 6 exons. NCBI's taxonomy places the organism in Eukaryota, Fungi, Ascomycota, Sordariomycetes, Microascales, Microascaceae. The record is from RefSeq and is a predicted model, not a curated record. Gene Ontology annotation, molecular function: aspartate kinase activity. Gene Ontology annotation, biological process: amino acid biosynthetic process.